Symbiodinium sp. CCMP2456 is the source of this 528-nucleotide messenger RNA. NCBI's taxonomy places the organism in Eukaryota, Dinophyceae, Suessiales, Symbiodiniaceae. The record is from the annotation of a GenBank genome assembly.
AUGGUAGAGUUCCACGCGCAGCACCUGGCAAGCGCAUUUCAAGCUUUCGCCAAGCUCUUGCUACACGACCUCAACCUGAUGCCUGCAACGGGCGCCCGCGCACGUCUGGUCGUGACCGAGCCCGAUGCACAACAGCUGAGCAACACGUUGCGGGCUCUCGGGCGAUUGAAUUUUAGCGGCCAUUUCACAACUGAAGCCGCAGCACACCAGGUCCAAUCUGCUCGCAGCCUCCUUGGGCCGCAGGAAACUUCGAACAGGACUCGGACGCCUACCAGUUCGGUGUUGCUCGAUCUGGCACUCUUGGAAGGGCUGGCCGAUCAAGCAAUACGAAUGGCCCCACACUUUGAUCCACAAGGCCUGGCAAUGGUGGCAUGGUCCUUCGCUACAUGCGAGCUGCGAGACCUGCCGCUGUUUGACACCACCGGGGAACAGGUUUUGAGCAUCAUCCAUGAGCUCGACCCGCAGUUCACAGCAAUCAGCGCCCGAGAUCCUUCCACGCCGGCCACCUUGAGCAUCUCCCUGAUGUAG